Molecule: messenger RNA, 892 nt
Organism: Drosophila eugracilis
Lineage: Eukaryota; Metazoa; Arthropoda; Insecta; Diptera; Drosophilidae
Exons: 4
Coding region: 278-799 (173 amino acids)
Source: RefSeq, a predicted model, not a curated record
UCAUGGGUGUACGAAUAAAUUAUGUGCCGACUGUACACACAUACGUACAUAUGUAUGUAUGCACAUAUUUUAAAGAUACCAGCGCAGCUGAAGGUGGUUUCAUCAUCUGGCUUCGCUCACUCUCAUAGGCACGAACUGACAAAAAUAGUGCCGCUGUUGAUUUUCAGGCUUAUAUUUUGGAUUGACCUUUACAUGUACAUUUGUCAAUACUUAACAAUAAUUUUCAAAUCAACAUAUUUUUAGUAAAUUAUUUAAAAAUAUACAUAUUUAUGUACACAUGGCUAAGAAAAUGAAUUCGAGUAUUGAUAAAGCAAAACACUUUUUCGUGGAAAGCGGGAUCUUAGGGCCCACCAAUUUUAGAGACUCACACGACUUGUUUCGGAAAACUUCUACUAUUCACAUUGAUACAGACUUAAAGAAUCAGAUAAGGAAAACAUCCAUGUGCUUGCGGUCGAAGGUAUUUAUUGAUAAGACUACCAUCAACAGAGCAGACGAUUCCCUUAUUAAUCUUCAAAGCGAAAUCUCUAAUAUAAGAGAUACAUUAAUCAAUGGAGAGACUAAAAUUAUAAUUCUCCGUACUGAAAUUGGCAAACUAAAGCAAACACUUCAAGCUAUAAUGCAUGCUCAGAUGGAAGCUCGAAAGUAUCUUGAUGAGAUAAGCAUAAAAAUUAAUAAUCCAAACACGAGACUCUGUUUAUUUUGCCGACCUAAUAAUAAUUCCGUGAAAGAAUCGCCGAGCUCUAUCUAUAGACACAAAAUAAAUAAUCUGAACCACAAUGUUUUAGUUGAAAAAAAUUAAUCACAUUGUGUGUUUCGAUGGAAAAUAAAAGUAUUGUACAAACUUGUAUUAUAUCUGAGGGUUUUUAAUUAAAAAAAUAUAUUGCUUUUUUAA